CCGCCCUCCCUCUACGUGCCUGGGACCCAUACGUAUUUGCGUAUCAGUAACGUGUAUCACUUCUGGCUACGCCCUCUUCCAAGAAGUAGCGCACUAACAGGAAGUGUCCACCAGCAUAGUGAAUCUUCGUGUUUGUUUGAGAGGUGAAGUUGAAAGAAACUGUUGUCACAGGAUUACUGUCCCAGAUCUUGCCAUGGAUGUUACAGCUGUUUUUAUACUCUGCAGUCUUGGCUUUGCCAUGAUUGCUGAAGCACAAGAUUGCUCCAGACCUGUUGCAGGAGCCAACAUGAAUUUGAAGGAUGAUUACAUUUCCCAGCAAACAUUUGCAGAUGGGAGCUUAGUUUAUUUUACGUGUAAUCCUGGCUACACAUCUGCUGGAGGACCUGCUUUUAUCAGAUGCACUGCUGGCACAUGGAGUACUGUGCAGUUGCGAUGUGAAAGGAAAAGCUGUGGCAGUUUGGGUGAGGUGUCUAAUGGUAAUGUUGAUUAUGCCGGAAUUGAGUUUGGUGAUACAGCUACGGUCACUUGUAACGAGGGUUACAUGCUGGUUGGAAGGUCGAGUUUUAGAUGCGAAGUCAACGGAUGGUCUGGCAGGUUACCAACAUGUGACGCGGUGAUGUGUACCACACCAGCACAAGUUGAAAACGGUAGAUUUGAUCCAAACAAAGAAUCUUAUGUUUUUGGAGAAGUUGUGCGGUACUCCUGCAUCAAAGGAUUGGUACUUAGUGGGUCAAAAGACUUAAUCUGCUCUCAUGAUGGACAAUUCUCCUCUUCUCCUCCAAAAUGUGUCAAGGUUGAAUGUAAAGAUCCUGUAAUUGAGAAUGCUGUCUUUGUAAGUGGUUCUCGGCCUCCACACGGAUACAUGGCUACCGUGACUUACGCCUGUAAAGCUGGAUACAGGAUGAUUGGCCCAUCUACUGUGACAUGCAGUGUAACUAAUCAGUGGUCACCAUCAUUACCAGUAUGCACAGAUAAAAGUCAACCUCCUGUCCCCACUACUUCCACUACUAUCACCACUACAAAACAACCGAAAGGUGUUACAUCUACCCAAGCUCCAACUCCCACCUCGCCAGAUAAGGGCGAUUCUCACUCUCCGACAUGGAUUAUUAUUGUAGUUGUUCUCAUCUGCAUCACCAUCAUUUGCAUUAUAAUAUUCUUCAUCCGAAAGAAACGCAGUCGGCGAACCCGUAUUGUCAAAGAUCCUUCAAAAGAUGGCGAGGAUGUAGCACUCUCGUGAGCAUCACUGUUCUGUUGGUCCAAAACUUCUGCAUGUGAAGAUGCUACCUUGUGGAGAGGACUAUCCCCGGCACUGCUGCGAAUGAAUGCAGUUCCACAGAAAAAUGUGGAAAUUAUUAAACACUUCUAGAAAUCACAGUUUCUGCAGAGUAGUCAGCCUGUAAUUCAAACAUUGCAGACAUGACAUUUAUUCUUGCUUGAUGCUUCAAGCGCCUGGUCACUUAUAAGACAUUUGUGUCCACUUGCUACCUGUUUUAAUUUUUUGGACAUUACUGUACUCUACAUUGAUUUGGAAUGUUUUCACUAGACCAAUCUAUCUUGCUUUAUUCACAUGUGAUUUCAAUUGUUGUUCUUAUUUAACGGAAACACCACAAUUGUGUAAUUGUUUUUUUGCCAUUCGGAAUAUCAAUAAAGUUUUACACAUAUUUAUAAUGGAAGCGGAGCUUGUUUCACUUCUCUUACAUCAGACUCAUGGUAGCUAUAAUGUCUUUGAUAUUAUUUACCUUUUAAGAGUCUGUAACAACAUGUAAGGGUCUGUAACUGUAGCCUUCAGACACAGUUACAGAGAUCUUAAUCUAGUAAAAGGAGCAUUUUACAAAUCUUAUUUCCCAACAUUGUUUAACUUUUCUAUUUGUGCAAAAAUAUUGAUCUAAUUAAAAAAAAAAUACUUCACCUUUUCUGUAACUAAAGAUAACAGGAGCUUUCGUAAUUGUACAAAAGUCUCCUGGCAAUUUAAACCACUCAGUCUUAAAGUUCAUUAUUUGUACAGAUCAGAUAUUAGUGCCUAGCAAAGUUGCAUCCUAGCUGCCUGUAUGCAAAAAAAUCAAAUGCUUUACUUUGUGUGUUUGGGUUGCUAUGAACAAUUUGCCAGUUUAAAUCAUGUUCUUAUCAGUAUCAGUAUUUUUUCUUUUUAGUAUCUUCUUUCUGUUUGUUUUGCUUUAUAUUAUGUCAUAGUUAAAAAGACUACUUUUUUCUUUUAUUCUCAUCUGUAAAAUUCAGUUUUUUACUGUGGUUGCAUACAUUUGUAUUGAAGAUUAUCUCAGAUAGGCUUGUACUUAUUUAUUAAGUUUAUGACUUCAAUAUGAUUUCAAAUUGUUUGGAGGCAGUUGUCUAAUUGUGUGUAAUUUUUUUUGUCCUUAAAAUAAAGGCUGAAAAAAGCGG
Messenger RNA from Gambusia affinis (western mosquitofish), 2397 nucleotides. RefSeq names its product membrane cofactor protein-like. Lineage: Eukaryota; Metazoa; Chordata; Actinopteri; Cyprinodontiformes; Poeciliidae. Bases 194 to 1237 code for a protein of 347 amino acids. Gene Ontology annotation, biological process: negative regulation of complement activation, classical pathway. The record is from RefSeq and is a predicted model, not a curated record. The transcript has 13 exons.